Gymnogyps californianus (California condor) is the source of this 1289-nucleotide messenger RNA. RefSeq names its product PHD finger protein 13-like. The record is from RefSeq and is a predicted model, not a curated record. Gene Ontology annotation, molecular function: chromatin binding. Lineage: Eukaryota; Metazoa; Chordata; Aves; Accipitriformes; Cathartidae. The coding region runs from base 1 to 1077 and encodes 358 amino acids. The transcript is spliced from 6 exons. Gene Ontology annotation, biological process: mitotic chromosome condensation.
AUGAGCGCCGGUGGGGAGGCGGCAGGACCGUUCCCCCGCGGCGGGCCGCGCUCGGCGGGGAGCAGCCCCGUGCCCAGCCCCGGGUCCCCCGUGCCCGAGGAGCCACUGCAGAAACGACAGAGAACCGUGGAGGAUUUCAACCAGUUCUGCACCUUCGUUUUGGCCUACGCUGGCUACAUCCCCUACCCUGAAGAGAAUGAGCCCUGGACCCACGGAGGCAGCAUGAGUCCUCAGAACAGCACGGGGAGCACUCAGGACAGCGAUAGCUGGGCCUCGUCCCACUCCUCCGACUGCCACAUCCUGACGGACGACGGGAGGAGCAGGAACGCCGUGGCCAGGGGGACUGUGGACAACAGCCUGCUCGUGAGCUGCCCUGCCUUCCCCACCAGCUUCUAUGAUGUCCGGCCCCAGCAAACCAAACGGAAGAAACCACCAGCAAAGAAACUCAUUUUGGAGCAGGAGGUGGAGAAGAGGGUGCCGCUGAGUGCUGGGAAGAGCUUUGGGGCAGAGCGGGAUGGGGUGAAGGAGCUGGCUGUGCUGGAGGAACAGCUGCCGCCCGUGAAAGAGCAGCUCUUGGAGCCUUCCCUCAACCCGGCUGGGGACCCUCAGCCCAACUCCCUCCUGGAGGAGCUGAUGAAGGAGGAGAAGGACUGGAUGCACGGAGAGCAGGGUACCGAGAAGCCAGCAGGAGAUGAUCCUCAGCUAAAGGAGCACGACCCCUGCUCUGGAGGGAGGAAAAACGCCAGUUCUUGCAGUACUUUGGACCAAAGUGAAGGAGAAGAUGCGAGCAGAGGGAGCUCCCAGCUUAGUGCAGUCGAAUUCGCAGCAGCUCCCAACACCAAAGCAGAAGACGACGAUGCCUGGGAUUUGAUCACUUGCUUCUGCCUGAAGCCCUUUGCAGGGAGGCCCAUGAUCGAAUGUAACGAAUGUGCUACCUGGAUCCACCUCUCUUGUGCCAAGAUCCGCAAAUCCAACGUGCCUGAGGUUUUCAUCUGCCAGCGAUGCCGUGAUGCCAAGCAGGAGAUUCGCCGCUCGAACCGAGCUCGGACGGUGCCCCGCAAGCGCUUCUGUGACUGAAGCUCCUCCAGAGCAGGGAGGCCGGGGGUCCCCUUUUUAAACUGAAGACUGUAGCCCGGUUUGGCUAGACAAUCAAUGCACAGUAAUGGCAGGGGAGGGGCUGGGCCAUGGGGCUGGACUGUCCCCCUUGCACUUCUGACUCCUGGAAGCUGCCACGUGUGUCCUCCCUGAGGAUCGCGUUGGCCACGGAGCUCGGUUACCCCAGAGGCGUG